This is a messenger RNA of Oncorhynchus tshawytscha (Chinook salmon), 4678 nucleotides long. Its product is annotated as kelch-like protein 33. The record is from RefSeq and is a predicted model, not a curated record. Gene Ontology annotation, molecular function: protein binding. The coding region runs from base 236 to 2737 and encodes 833 amino acids. The transcript is spliced from 4 exons. NCBI's taxonomy places the organism in Eukaryota, Metazoa, Chordata, Actinopteri, Salmoniformes, Salmonidae.
GGGAAGGAGGAGACAACAUAGAUACCUGACCCUGUAGAGAGUGGGGAAGAGAAAACUGCACUAAGAUCACACACAGUCAGUCAGAUAGCGAAGGCUGAGAGCUUUUUUUAGCGUGGCUACAAAUUUGUGUAGUGUUUUUUAUAAAAAUAAAAAUAAAUGAUAUAAUAGUAAGCUGUAUGUGUAGGGAGGCAGUGUUGGACAUUUGUUGAGAUAAAGACUGUUGCUGUUGAAAGCGAUGGCUUUAUCUGGACCAUGCUUCCAGAGGGGUUUGGAGGCUCUAUGGAGGCAAGAUGAAGAAUUUAGGGGGGAUAAGCACAAUAUAGAUCGAGAUGGAGAAGAGUGUGCAGGAGAAGUGAAAGAAAAGGAUUGUGGGGAUCAGGUGAACACAGAAGAAGAAGAUAAAGAUGAUGAAGCAUUUAGAAGGGAGGAAAACAGUCAAAUACAUCUAAAGAGAGAGACAACUGAAGAAGAGGAGGAUGAGCUUCAAGAAGUGAACAAAGAGUGGACAGCUGUUGGGGGGCAGAAAAGUGGAAUAGAGGAUGUGGAUUCAAUAAGGAUAUACAGCAGAGACUCCUAUACAAGAGACAUGUUCCAAACCCUGCAGCAGCUCAGGGACUCCUCUCUCCUCACUGACCUGACUCUGAGCACUGAGGCUGGGCAGCGUCUCCACGCACACUCCCCUGUCCUGGCUGCUGUCAGCUCCCUCGUACACCAGAGACUGCAAGAGAGGGAUGAGGAGAACGAGAGGAGAGAUGUUGACAUGUAUAUACAGACAGAGAUAUCCAUCAGUCUGGGUCCUGAGGUGGGGCUUGUGGGGCUGGCAGGGGUGCUGGAGUUUGCCUACACUGGGGCCUUAGCAGCUCUGAACAGACACACACUGGCCCAGAUACAGACUGCAGCUACAACACUAGGGGUCCCCAGAGUUCUACAACUCUGCAGUGAAGAGGAGGAGAAGAUAAAGAAGGGAUUAGAGACGAGGGCAGAAGAGAAGAAGAUCCCUGCUGAAAAACAGAUGAAGGUCAGUCUUCAGUCCAUCAGACAGUUGUGGACAAAGAGAGUGGGCUGUGAUGUAGAGCUGGAGGUUGGUGGGGCAUCAUUUCAUGUCCACAGAGUGCUCUUGUCUGCCAGUAGUGACUACUUCAGGGGAAUGUUCACCAGCGGGAUGAAGGAAUCCCAGCAGGCCUGUGUGGCUCUUCCCUUCCUGGAGGCCUCAGAGCUGGAGGCCCUGAUUGGCUACUCCUACAGCGGGUCCCUCCCCCUCAGCUGGGGGUGUGUCUUUGAGAUCACCUGCAUUGCCUUCCAGCUCCAAUUCCAGCCCGCCCUCUUGCUGUGCCUCGACUUCCUGAAACAAGAAAUGGACGCCCACUCCUGCCUGGAUGUGGCGUCUUUCGCUGAGGCUUAUGGCAUAACGGAUCUCCUUGAAGAGGCCAACGACUUUGUCCUGAGACACUUCCAAAAUGUGGCAGCCACGUCUAAAUUCCAGGACCUGUCAGUCAAGAAGCUUAGAAAAUACCUGAAAAGCAACUCCCUCUUUGUGUCCUCUGAGCUUGUGGUCUUCAAGGCAGUGGUGGUCUGGAUCGAGGCCUGUCCCAGCGAAAGGCUUAAACUCACCAAAGAGCUGAUGAAGAAUGUCCACUUUCCUCUCAUGACGUUCAAGGAGUUCGGUGAAGUUAAAACCACAAAACUGUGGACUGAAUGCAACAUAAAACGUCUCUAUCAGACAAUGCUGGAGGACUUUCACUCUUAUCACGUUGCAUCUGAGACCCUGUGCAGGGUCUACCUACCAAAGGACAGCCUAGUCUUGGUGGGUGGAGACCAGAUCUCUGCCGACUUUAUCCGGCGAACCCCUAGUCGAGAACUGUGGUUUGGGAACUCUCUGAGGAACUACACAGGCGUUGUGAAGACAGUUGAGUGGAGGUUGCUGGGAGAGAUGCCAAAUCCACCAAGGUUAAGUCACGAGUUGGCUGUUGUCGCAGGGAAGUUGUACGUGCUCGGGGGACAGAAUUAUAAAGGCAUGCUUGGCGUUCUAAACUCGGUCUACAGAUAUGAUCCGCUUCAGAACCGCUGGGAGAGAUUGGCCAACUUGCAGGAGAAAAGGUGUAAUUUUUCUGUGGUUGUUCUGGAUGAGAUGAUAUAUGCCAUUGGAGGGUACAUUGAUCCAGAGACUAACCUGGAUAGUGUGGAGCGCUACUGUCCAAAUACAGAUUCCUGGAGCUUUGCCAAACCCUUGGAUAUGACCUUGAGUUGCCAUGCUGCCACACUGUUGGAUGGAGAGGUCUUCAUCUCAGGGGGGUUCGACUGCAGGUACCACUGUCUGGUGUCCAUGUUCCUGUACCAUCCUGAGAGAGGAACUACCUACCUGGCAGAGAUGAGCCAACCUCGAGCCCAUCACUGCAUGGAGACUUUAAACAACCAUCUUUAUGUGGUCGGAGGAGUCACUGUUGAUGAAAACAUGAUGUCUAUUGACCAGCUGGCCUGUGAGGUCUACGACCCUGUUAGUGACUCCUGGAGCACCCUCACGCCCCUGGCCGUCUCCCAUGUUGGAGCAGCCUCUGUGGUUCUGGAGGGGAAGAUCUAUGUGCUGGGAGGAUACUGCCAAGAGGACUACAGGGAGACCAGACUGGUGCAUCGCUAUGAUCCCACCAUCCAACUAUGGGAGAAUAUCGGCGAGAUACCCGGACCUAACACUGACAUAAGAGCCUGUUUGCUCCACCUGCCCAAACACUUGAGACAAUGAAACAUCACUAUACAUCCCAUAACACCACACUAAAUAUUAUUCCAUUACAUGACCCACACCUUACUCCACCAGUAUUCUUAACUUCAGUAACUUAAACAUGUUUAUUUCUCUCCCUGUGCAGGCUAUAAGUGAAUUACUAACAAAACAGGAAGGGUAUUACAAUUUCAGGGUGGCUUCAUGUCCUCCUGGGAAAUGAGAAACUGGGAAGUCAUACCUCUGACAUGAAUGUGUUCACUUGACUUUGAACUGGGACAAAUUAUUCUACCAAUAAGAUUUUAGCUAGCUUGAUAAACUAGCUAAAAUUGCUAAUAAUAAAGUUAGCUAACUUGCUUAACAUUGACAUAUAUCAAACUAGCUACAUUUGCCAACAUUUGUCCAAAAUCGUUUGACAUGAAACACAACUUUUCUGUCCUUGCAUUUAUAGCAGUGUAAGUUGUUAUUUUAUCAUAUAUUAAGCAUUAAACAGUUAAAUUAGACAUUUAACUUGAACCCUGUAAAAAAUCCUAGAUCUAGCAGUCAGACAGUUUUUCUGUUAAGAUAUCAGAAACGCAGGGUACCUAUGUAACAUUUCGUGUCUCCUUAUGUUACAGGGUGGAAACAGUUUUCAUGGGCACACAAAUCCAAAAUGAUGUAUGCGAUUGCAAAAUGGAAUGCUUCUAACGAAAGAGUCACCUUAACUUGAUACUUAAAACCUAAAUUGAUACUGUCAUUAACAUGGUUCUUCAAUAAUUAAGCAUUAUACUUGGUGGAUGCUCAUUUGGUGUCCAGCUGAUUAGUUACGUUGUAAUCUCAAUCUGAUCCAGGAAAGAAUUUUCCGAAUGACAGUUUUUAGGAAAGUGGUUAAUAUUGUUAUAUGAUUAUUCUCAUUUUAUAAAGCGAAUGUCGUUGUUUUAGGGAAGCAGCUGUUGUGAUAGCGCAGGCGAUACAACAACUGCUGGAAGAAAGGUGUUUGCGAGAAAAUAAUUUUGGUGUCUCAUUCGUUAUGCAGGUGAAAACAUUUGUGCCUGGAUCCACAGUGAAUCUAAUAUCUCUAGCGAAUUGAUGUUGAUCAUCUGUUGUUGUCUGAUUGAUCUACAGCAUGGUCUCAUUCGAUUUGACAAACAAAGCAUCAAGGUAAUGAAUUUAUGUUUUCAUGUUUUUGUGCCUCAGAUUGGAAACCUAGUGUGCGCAAUUGUAUAGGAUAGACUAUUGCUCAACACCCAACGCUCUUCCUGAUCAAGGCUACAAUAUGUAACUGUAUGGGCAACCAGAUUAAAUUCACAUAGAAAUGGGAGUUAUAGAUCUGUCAUUGUCAUUGAUAACAAGUCUAAGAAAAAAGUACAAAAAAUGUAUGAACUCACCACUGUAAGUCCCUCUGGAUAAGAGCUUCUGCUAAAUGACUAACAUGUAAAUGUGAAUGCAAGAAGCGGUAGAUCUGUUGUAUGUGUUUAAUUUGGAUUUAGCCUAUUUUACGUUCAUUAUUGUACACCAGCUUCAAACAGCUGAACCCCCCUCCCCUCCCACAGAGCCGAUGUUCUGGAUGCAAUCAUCAGAAGAACGAAAGAUUACAUACAGUUUUCAUACACCACCGCACAACAGGUCAAGAGGGGUUUCUUUGCCAACAAUGGGUUCCCAGAUACAAACGAGGCAAUGAUAGGUUAUGUGAUGCGCAAAAUAUGGGGCUGACUGUGGUGGCAAGGUAGCCAGGUGGAAUGCACAACUCGUUCAUUCUGCAGAACAGCAUUGUUAGCCUAUACAUUAGCCUACACACCUACAGGAGUGAGCUGUUGAGGAUGGAUGGCUUAUUGGUGAGUGUUGCCUACUCAUCUAAAGUAUAUUUGCCAUUGCUAAAGCAAAUUGAAUUGUCUUAUUGGUCCUCUCUUUGUCCCUAUGUUUUAAUUUUUACUGGUCAAGCCACAACUGAGCGUGCCAAAUAAAUGCUGUACUCAAUCUCCGACACUA